AUGUUCCGCGGCGGUAGCAAAAGUCGGGCCAAGUCGCCGAAGCCGCCGGAGAAGAAGAAAAGUGUGGCCAAGAAGGCGUCCAGCAGCUCGGCGCCGGCCGAGAACGGCGUCGCAGCGCCGGAAGUGGAGCUGCGCUCGCAUCAUUUCGCGUUCGUUUUCCCGAGCUUCGAAGGUGAGGUUGUUGACUGCAAUUUUGGUCGAUUUGUGUCGGAAAAAAAAAAUGAUUUUUCAAAAAAAUUUUUUUUUUUGAAAUUCGAACUAAAAAUCUCAGGCUUGAUUAAGCAUGAGGUGUAUAGUAAUUGUACGAAAAAUCAACUUUUUCCAAGAGGUUUUUCAAAAGUUAUCGGCAAAAAGCUUUUUUGUCAUCAUUUUUCAUGAUGAAUUGCGUAUAACUUGGGAACUAAUGGAGUAAAAUUCAAAAAAGUUAAAGUUUCGAAAUACGAAGGACCUCUACUUUAUGGGCGUAUUACAUUUUAUCGCAUAAUCACCUCAGGUUUUUUUAAAUCGAUGUUUUUCCAAGUCAGUCCAACGAUUUUCUUAAUUUGGAGCAACCUCCGUAAAUAUGAUGUUUGCAGAUUGCCGGAGGGCUUUUGAAGACAAAAUUUUUACAUCCCAAAAAAUAGAAUCACUGUGAAGUCCGCAAAUGUAAUUUGUGCGACUUUCGCUUCGUUAUUUCAAAAAUUACAGAGAAAAUAAAAAAAACUUGAACUUUUCCAGAAUUCCCCCUCGAAUUCGAUGUAAUUCGCGCCGUAAUCAACGACAUGCAGCAGUAUUUAUUCGAAUAUGAUAUGGAUCUGGAGUGCUCGACCUUUAUUUCCGAAAGCUCGCAUCAAAUGGCCGAGUAUUCGCAUCUUCUCGGGCUGUUGAAGGAGCCUCGAACCACCGUCGUUGUAGGCGAUAUUCUCUGCGAAAAUAUUUUUUAGUGUUUUAUCGGCGACAAGUACGGCGAUCCGCAGAUGCCGUUGGAGAUCGACAACGCCGAGUUUGGGUGCUUGCGGACGGCGGCGGUGGAGGCUUGUAAAGGUAGGCGCGGUUGCGUCCCGAUUCCCUCAACUCUCACUGGCGAAGAGGCCACACAACCGGGGGAGGCCUCAGGCUCCAAAAACUAAGAGGCCCCCAAAAAGACGAAGAGGCCCGCUUUUCCAAAAAAAAUUGUAAAUUGAAAAAAUUGGGGUGACAUGUUAUACGACGCAUUUUUUUUGUAUUUUAAUUUGCCAAGACCCCCACUGGCGAAAAGGCCCCCAAAAAGGCAAAGAGGCCCUCUUUUUUUCAAGAAAAAUUGUUGAUAAAAAAAAUUGGGGUGACAUGUUAUACGAUGCAAUUUUUUUGUAUUUUUAUUUUUCCCAAAACCCUCACUGGCGAAGAGGCCCCCUAAAAGGCGAAGAGGCCCUCUUUUUUCAAGAAAAAUUGAAAAAUUGCUGAUUGAAAAAAUAAGGGUGACAUGUUAUACGAUGCAAUUUUUUGCAUUUAUAUUUUCCCCAAAACCCUCACUGGCGAAGAAGCCCCCAAAAAGGCGAAGAGGCCCGCUUUUUUCAAGAAAAAUUGUUGAUUGCAAAUAUAGGGGUGACAUGUUAUACGAUGCAAAUUUUUUUUGUAUUUUUAUUUUUCCCAAGACCCCCACUGGCGAAAAGGUCCCCAAAAAGGCGCAAAGGCCUUCUUUUUUCAAGAAAAAUUGUUGAUUGAAAAAAUAGGGGUGACAUGUUAUAUGAUGAAAUUUUUUUUUGUAUUUAUAUUUUCGUUUUGGGGGCCUUUUCAUUGCGGGGCCUCUUCGGUCCCAACCCACAAAACUUUUCCUCACUUUAGACGCCAAACUUUUGGAGCAGUACUACGUCCAAAGCAAGCCGUCCAGUUCGUAUUUUCUGAAUGUGCGUCAACCUCGAGCCGAGAUGGACAAACUGGCGGCGGUCGUGCGAAAGGCGUCGCAGCGCGCUCUUGAAGACGGCACUCUGGUAUCGGGGAAUGGCGAGAAGUCGAUGGGACUGCAGUUCCAGACCAGUUUCAUCGACAAGGUUGCGCAGAAAGUCAUGGAGGACCCAAGUCGGCAUCUUUUUGUUCUACGUCGCUUCAAAGGUAAAUUGUCUUGUUUUGGGAAUUGAAAGAAAAAUUUGAGCAGUUUGAAGUGAAUCUGACCGGUCAAUUUUUUGCAUUUGACCAAUUUUACCGGUCAGGUUUGAAUUUUAGUAGUCUGAAAUUUUUGUGCUACAUGUACUACAUGUAGCUACAAAUAAUUUUGCCAAUGAUCUUGGUCGUCGGUUUGGGCAAAUUGCCGGUCAGAUUGGGCAAAUUGCCGGUCAGAUUGGACAACUUGACCGGCCAAAUGGGGUAACAUGACUUUUUGAAUGAGUGAUUUUUCAAUUUGAUCGGUCAGAUUGGGCAAAUUGCCGGUCAGAUUUGGCAACUUCGCUAGUCAAAUUGGGCAUCUUGACCGGUCAAAUGAGGUAACAUGACUUUUUGAAUGAGAGAUUUUUCAAUUUGAUCGGUCAGAUUGGGCAAAUUUCCUGACAGAUUGGGCAAAUUUCCGGUCAAAUUGGGCAACUUGACCAGUCAAAUUGGGCAUCUUGACUUGUUCAAAUGAGUGAUUUUUCGGUUUGACCGGUUAAGUUGGGCAACUUGACCGAUCAAAUUUUAUAUUAGCGGUCCAAAAAUGUUCAAAAAUUUCUCAUUUGGUCACAUUGGGAAACUUGUCCAAUCUGACCGGUCAUAUUUUUAUUUGACCGCUCUUACCGGAACUUCAGUUCCUCAAAACACUUGGUUUGCAAUGGUUAAUUUUUCCUCCAUUACAGAUCUGGAAGCCAAAUCCGCCGACAAUAUUUGGAAAGAUUAUGAUGUGCCGCGAUUCGAGAAAGUGACAAAUUUAAAAAACAAAAUUGCCGAAAAAUUGCCCAAAGAAGCCUACAUAUCACACGUGCUGAACACGAAAAUGACCGAUCCCAGCCGUUGGUUGACCGGCAAGGACGCCGGCGUCUAUGAGCGACAGCUCACCAUGGAUGUAGGUGGAUUUUUCAGCGUUAAAAAACAAUGUUUUCAGCUGAUCAACGCGUUAAAAACGCGGAUAAAUGUGAUGCCAAAGCUGGAUACGAAUCAUCUUGUGACUGAUUCGGAGAUGGCGGCAAGAGAUCACAAAGUGCACAGUGAUUAUCUGAAACAAGUUGCGGCAAAGGAAUGGAUUUCGCGCGCCGAAAUCGACCAGAAACUCGCGGAGUUUGCGAAAAAAGGGAUGGAGAAGCCAAUCUGUGCGUUAAUCCAUGGCCCACCUGGCUCUGGGAAGUCGGCGACAAUCGCGCGACUGCAUGAACAACUUACGGAACAGGGUUGCUAUGUGAUCACGAGAUUCACACAGCUGACGGACUGCUCAAUGUACGCGAACGAACUGAUCAAAGGGGCGUUUUUGACGGUAAGUUGGGGUUGGGAGGUCUGCAACUCGGUUUGGUGAAGCUGCUAAAUUUCCCCGGAAACAUAACCAAAAUUACCAAUUUGCCCGGCAAAAUGACCAAAAUGACCAAUUUGUCCGGCAAGACGAACAAAAUGACCAAUCUGCUUGGAAACAUGAUCAAAAUAACCAAUCUGCCCGGAAACAUGAUCAAAAUAACCAAUCUGCCCGGCGAAAUGACCAAAAUUACCAAUCUGCCCGGAAACAUAACCAAAAUUACCAAUUUGCCCGGCGACAUAGCCAAAAUUACCAUUCUGCCAAAAAUGACCAAUUUGCCCGAAAAAAUAACCAGAAUGAUCAAUCUGCCCGGCAUGAUAUCCAAAAUGACCAAUCUGCCCGUAACAUAGCCAAAAUGACCAAUCGCCGGGCAACGUGGCCAAAAUAACCAAUAUUCCCAGCAAAAUGACCAAUCUGCCCAAAAUUACCAAUCUGCCCAGUCAUUUGGCCAAUUUUCCCGGUAGACACCCAACUUGACCAAUAUGCCCAAUAUGGCAAUCUGCCCGGUCAAAUUACCAUCUACCCGGUCCUAUUCCCAAUCUAGCCCGUCAAAUUUUCAAUUUGCCCAAACUGCCGCAAAAAUCUUCAAUUUUCAGCUCUGCCAACUCGCCGGAAUCGACCCCAACCCCAUCUCGGCCUCAUUUACCCUCGCCACAACCAUCUCUCAAGCCAAAUUACUGUUGGAAAAGGUGGACAAACCGGUCUUUUUGCUUCUGGACAACGCGAAUCAUCUGAAGUUCGGGCGGAGUUUGAGUGAGAUCGAAAAACCGCUGAAGAAGUUGCUGCCGAAGAUGAGCAUCAUCUACACGGCGAACUCGGCGGACGCCCAGAUCGACUGCUUCCCCAUGGCCGAGGAGUUCUUGGCGUUGGAGCCGAUCGCGGGCGAGCAAUGCUUGGAGAUUCUGAAGAGCGAAAUGAAGGCGGCUUAUGGGGUGGUGCCCGAAAAUAUGAAUAUGCUACAGCAAAUGGUGAGUGGAAAUUUUUUGGUCUGUAAAAUUGGUGAUUAGUGAGCUGAAAGGAGCCUGAAUUUUGAUUGAAGUUGAGAAGUUUUAAGAUUUUAGAGGUCUUUUGGCAGUUUAGUCAUCAAAAACAUUGUUAAAGUCAUCAGAAACGGAAACAAGCCCUUAAGGGGUAGAACAUACGGGGUGGAACAUAUGGGGUGAAAAAAUACGUAGUAAGCUCUGACUAGGUAAAGCAAAUUAACAAAAUUGCCGAGGUUUCGGAUUUUCGAAGCGCAAGCUGCGCCCUGCUUUCGGCGGAAAAAUUAGUGUACCGUAAAAAUAAACUGCACUAUCUUACUGAGCGUUCGAAGACGAAGAGAAUGGUAUAUUACACGUUGCUGUUUAAGCACGUUUUUGUAACCUAGGGCGCAGCUCGCGCAUUCAAAAUUUGCGUUGUUUUUACAAAAAGUUGAAUUAAUACUUCUUUAGUUGAUCACGGAUGAUGAUAGAUAACAUUUUAAUGUACUAAAAGACCUACGAUGUUACACGAUACUUUUUAAGCAAGUUUUAGUAACCUAGGGCGCAGCUCGCGCAUUCAAAAAAUUGCGUUCUUUUUAGUAAAAGUUAAAUUUUAAUACUCAGUGUUGAUUUGUGAUGACGUUAGAAGACAUUUUGCUGUACUAAAAGACCUAGAAAUUCCGCAAAAAAGUCUUAUCCAAACUUCCAGCACAAAACCGACUCCCUCGACCCGAUUCUCGGCCGAUUGCAAGCCAAAGAGUUGAUGGAAGUGUCGCCCAUUUUAUUCUCGCGCAUCGACCAAUAUCUGCAAAAACUGGAAGAGCAGUACGACCCGCAAACGGUCCGCAUCAUCUGCCAAAUGUUGGCGGUUUCGCCGUUCGGCCUGACGUCGGCCGAGAUCUCGGACGGCGUGCGUUUGGCCAACUUUCAGAACGGGAUGGUCACAAAAGCGCAGAACUUGUUUUCGGCCAUGCCAAUGAUGGUGUUCCGACGACUGGGUGAGUGAAUUUUUUUCGAUUUUUGAUUUUUUUCAAAUUUUUUUUACUUGUAUAAGAAACGUUCCAGCACAACUCUGCGUCCCGAUUCAAAUCGAAGACCGCGUCGCCUAUCGAAUUCGUCAUCCAAUAAACGCCGUCCUCAUCCGCCAAAAAUACAUGCAAACGGCGACGGAGUUGGUGAAGACGAACGAAAUCAUGUCGGAGCUCUUCAAGACGGGGCCCAGUCUCGAGAACGGACGGCCGAAUGCGCAGUCCGCGGGGAUUGUCAACUAUCCGCCGGCGAUUACGAAAGAUACAAGAAGUUUGCGGAGGCUGCGUUAUUCGUGGUAUUAUCUGCUGCAUUCCGGUAGGUUUUUAGUGGGGUUUAUUGGAAGAUCCGAGUUGUAAAUAUCGACCAGUUUUCUUGUAAAUUUCUCUACAAUUUCAGCGAAUAUCGACGAAUUAAAAAGCGAAGCGUUAUGUGCAUUCGAAUACAUCGAAGGGGUAUUUCAAUUCUUUGGACUGACUCGACUUCUCACUGUGUUCGAGGAGUGUUUACAACAAGUUCUGCAUCAUGAUUUGUUGGUUCUGUUUGAGCAAAUUUUACUGCCGGCCAUUCCCACACUGAUCCAUGAUGGGAAUCAGUUCGUUUCGGAGUUUAUCAACCGUUUGAGGUAUCGGCGGGGUAAGGAUGAUUUUUGGCUCUUUGAUUUGUCAGUUUGGGCAAGUUGACCGGUCAAAUUGGCAACUUGAGCGGUCAAAUUAGCCAACUUGAAUUUUUUGAAUGAGUGAUUUUUCAAUUUGACCGGUCACUUUGGGCAAGCUGACUGGUCAAAUUGGCAACUUGACCGGUCAAAUUGGGAAAGUUCACUGGUCAAAUUGGCAACUUGAUCGGUGAAACUAGCCAACUUGAAUUUUUUGAAUGAGUGAUUUUUCAAUUUGACCGGUCACUUUGGGCAAGCUCACUGGUCAAAUUGGCAACUUGACCGGUCAAAUUGGGAAAGUUCACUGGUCAAAUUGGCAACUUGAUCGGUGAAACUAGCCAACUUGAAUUUUUUGAAUGAGUGAUUUUUCAAUUUGACCGGUCACUUUGGGCAAGCUGACUGGUCAAAUUGGCAACUUGACCGGUCAAAUUGGGAAAGUUCACUGGUCAAAUUGGCAACUUGAUCGGUGAAACUAGCCAACUUGAAUUUUUUGAAUGAGUGAUUUUUCAAUUUGACCGGUCACUUUGGGCAAGCUGACUGGUCAAAUUGGCAACUUGACCGGUCAAAUUGGGAAAGUUCACUGGUCAAAUUGGCAACUUGAUCGGUGAAACUAGCCAACUUGAAUUUUUUGAAUGAGUGAUUUUUCAAUUUGACCGGUCACUUUGGGCAAGCUCACUGGUCAAAUUGGCAACUUGACCGGUCAAAUUGGGAAAGUUCACUGGUCAAAUUGGCAACUUGAUCGGUGAAACUAGCCAACUUGAAUUUUUUGAAUGAGUGAUUUUUCAAUUUGACCGGUCACUUUGGGCAAGCUGACUGGUCAAAUUGGCAACUUGACCGGUCAAAUUGGGAAAGUUCACUGGUCAAAUUGGCAACUUGAUCGGUGAAACUAGCCAACUUGAAUUUUUUGAAUGAGUGAUUUUUCAAUUUGACCGGUCACUUUGGGCAAGCUGACUGGUCAAAUUGGCAACUUGACCGGUCAAAUUGGGAAAGUUCACUGGUCAAAUUGGCAACUUGAUCGGUGAAACUAGCCAACUUGAAUUUUUUGAAUGAGUGAUUUUUCAAUUUGACCGGUCAGUUUGGGCAAGUUGCCCGGUCAAAUUGGCAACUUGACCGGCCAAAUUGGCCACCUGAAAAUUCCAAAUUUGACAAGGCAAGGUCGCAACUUGGCUGCUCAAGUUGCUAAUCUGACAUCUCAAGUCAAAUUAUUUGACAACUUCUCAUGGUAUUUCGGUCGAAAUCAUCUCAAAAUUCAAAAAAGCGACCUCCCGAGCUUCACAACUCGGUUAACUUCUGUAAGUAAUCGUUUUUGCAGCCAUGAACAGCGAGUACCUGAACGAGCUGAUUGAGCAGGCCAUGUUGUGGACCGACUUCUACACGAACGGCUCGUUGCUCGUCCCCAUGACGUGUUGGAUAAAUCCGCCGAAGAUGAAGCAAGUGGUCAGCUUCGAGGUCCCAUUCCAGGCGACCAAACCCAUCCUGCAUCCCACCUGCAAUCAUCAGCAUCUCCUGAUCGCGGGUGAUAACGCGGAUCUGGGCGCCAUUUACAUGUAUCAUAUUGCGUCGCAGAUCCUUUUCAAGACUUUUCGAGGUGAGUCCGCACGUUGGGAGGGCGGGGUAAUCUUUUGGUUUCAGCUCACACUGACCGGGUAACUUCUUUUCAAACAUCAUCAGAUGGCACCUUCUUCACGUCCACCUCGCACGACGCUUCCGUUCGGGUCUGGUCGAUUUUAAAUGUGAGUUUAAAGAGUUUAAAGAUUGCCGCGCAAUUAGCGUUCGUCGAGUGGCUCACAAGCGGAAUACCAUUUUGCGGAGCCUCAAAAGCCUCCACAAUUCCCCAGAAGUUAGCAUAAACCAAGUCAUAUAAAAGCUAUGUCUCGUCACCAAUUAGAUAAUCAAUCUCAUUUCUCUUUCUUCGUGUGCGGUGGUCCAAUAAACUUUACUCUUAAUCUUGUGUCUACUAUCUUCUACCUAUCCACCUUUGAUCCUACACCAUAACCACAUGUGUGACGCACAGAUUUUCUUCAAAUCUUGCACACACUUUGGCUGUGGGCCGCAUAACAAUCGCUGAAAGUUUCAGCCCGCGCUUCCCAGGGACAGCCGAGAUAUUGAUCGAUCUUUAGAGAGAGCACGCGAAAUGCGGAGACCAUAGAGAAAGAAACACUUUUUGGCUAUAACUUUGCUAGUUUUGCGCGGAAAAAAUUGAUUUUUUGUAGAAACACUCUAUUCUACUGUAGAAAUAGAGAUGAAACUUUUCAUGCCAAAAUUCGAAAAAAAAAAAUUUUUCGAAUUUCGAAUUUUGACCAACUUUUGGACUCAAAAUCUCGUCUAUUUCUGAAAAGUGUGAGCUAGGAAUGUCGUAUAUGUCUUGGGAAAUUUUUAACUCAUUUUUUGCCUUGCCCAUUUUCCCCAAUCAACAUUUUUCAACGUCUUUUUUCAGCUGGAAUGCUCAAAAACAAUCAAAUCACCCACGAAAAUCCUUUGCUCAGCCAUGGCCGAAGAUGACCGUCGCUUAAUCAUCGGCUGCUCCGAUUCGACCGCUCGAAUUAUCGACCUCGAAACGGGAAAAGUGAUAAAGUCCUUCCCCGAGCAUAUCGGGCCAGUCGUGGACUUGAAAUUAAUGUCCAAAGACGAGUUGCUGGUCACUGGAAGCGGGGAUUUUGCGGUCAUGGUGUGGGAUUUGAAUACUGGGCAGGUGAGGAUUGUUUUUUUAUGUGAAAAAAGCGAAUAAAUAGAAAAAAUAAAGAAAAAAUAAAAAAAAAUUUUAAAUCAAAAAAAUAAUUUUGGCAUUAUUAAAAUAAAAAAAAAUAAAAAAUAAAUAUAAAAAAAAUCGGGAAAAUAACUUUUAUAAAGAAAAUAAAAUUAAGAUAAAUUUUAAAAAAUUAAAUAUGAAAUAACAAAAACAAAACAUAAAAAUAAUUUGAAAGAUAAAAUAAAAAAAAAAAAUAAAAAAAAAAAAUAAAAAAAUAAAAAAAGUAGAAUUUAAAAAUUUGAAAUUGAGAUAAAAUACUACUCAAAAAAAAUAAAAAUAAAAUAAAAUUAGAAAAAUAAUUUUGGCAUUAUUAAAAUAAAAAAAAUAAAAAAGAAAUAUAAAAAAAUCGGGAAAAUAACUUUUAUAAAGAAAAUAAAAUCAAGAUAAAUAUAAAAAAUUCAAUAAAAAAUAAAAAAACUAAAACAAAACAGAAAAUUAAUUUGAAAGAUAAAAUAAAAAAAAAAAUAAAAAAAUAAAAAAAGUAGAAUUUAAAAAUUUGAAAUUGAGAUAAAAUACUACUCAAAAAAAAUAAAAAUAAAAUAAAAUUAGAAAAAUAAUUUUGGCAUUAUUAAAAUAAAAAAAAUAAAAAAGAAAUAUAAAAAAAUCGGGAAAAUAACUUUUAUAAAGAAAAUAAAAUCAAGAUAAAUAUAAAAAAUUCAAUAAAAAAUAAAAAAACUAAAACAAAACAGAAAAUUAAUUUGAAAGAUAAAAUAAAAAAAAAAAAUAAAAAAAUAAAAAAAGUAGAAUUUAAAAAUUUGAAAUUGAGAUAAAAUACUACUCAAAAAAAAUAAAAAUAAAAUAAAAUUAGAAAAAUAAUUUUGGCAUUAUUAAAAUAAAAAAAAUAAAAAAGAAAUAUAAAAAAAUCGGGAAAAUAACUUUUAUAAAGAAAAUAAAAUCAAGAUAAAUAUAAAAAAUUCAAUAAAAAAUAAAAAAACUAAAACAAAACAGAAAAUUAAUUUGAAAGAUAAAAUAAAAAAAAAUAAAAAAAUAAAAAAAAUAGAAAUUAAAAAUUUGAAAAAUAAUUUUGGCAGCUAAAAUAAAAUUCUAUAAAAAUAAAAAAAAUACAAAAAAAAUCUGCGAUGUAAUUUUUACAGAGAAAAUAAAAUAAAAAUAAAUAGAAAAAAUUCAAAAAAAAAAAAUAAAAAAUAUAAAAAAAAUAAAAAACCAAAAAAAUAAUUUUUGACAGACAAAAAGUAAUAUAUUCUUCCUCAAAAAAAUUAUUUUUCAGGUGAUAACAAAAAUGGUCGGACUAAUGGCACCAGUCACCUGUCUUACUGUCACUUCAAACGACGCUUUUUUGGCGGUUGCUUGCGAAGACGAGACUCUACGGGUAUUCAGCACAGUCUCCACGCAAGAACUUCAUGAACUCUCGGUAAAAAAAAAUUUUGAAAAAUUUUAAAAAUUUUGAAAAAAUCUUGACAAAAAUUUCAAUUUUUCAGGGCCACGACAGCCGAGUAAACGCGUUAUGUUCGACGAUAGAUGACUGCAAGUUGUUUGCGGCGACAACGAAGAAAAUUGUGUGCUAUGACGUGCACAACGGUCAGAUUUUGGAGCAGCUUGAAUGUUCGCAACGACUGCCAGUUUCGUCGUUAAAAGUGAGAAGUUUUUUUCAAAAAAAAUUUUUUAAAAAACAACUCGAUUUUUUCGCAUUUUUUUCUUGAAAUUGAAAAAAAUAAGAUGUGACAUCUUAUACGAUGAAAAAAUAGAUGCGACAUCUUAUUUUUUUCAAUUCGAAAAAAUUUUUCAUCGUAUAAGAUGUCACACCAUAUUCUUUUCAAUUUGAAAAAAUUUUUCAUCGUAUAAGAUGUCACUCCAUAUUCUUCUCAAUUUGAAAAAAAUUUUUCAUCGUAUAAGAUGUCACACCUUAUUCUUUUCAAUUUGAAAAAAUUUUUCAUCGUAUAAGAUGUCACGCUUUAUUCUUUUCAAUUUGAAAAAAUUUUUCAUCGUAUAACAUGUCACACUUUAUUUUUUUCAAUUUGAAAAAAUUUUUCAUCGUAUAAGAUGUCACACCUUAUUCUUUUCAAUUUAAAAAAAUUUUCAUCGUAUAAGAGGUCACAUCUUAUUUUUUAUAAUUUUUUAAAAUUUUUCAUCGUAUAAGAUGUCACACCUUAUUCUUUUCAAUUUGAAAAAAUCUUUCAUCGUAUAAGAUGUCACACCUUAUUCUUUUCAAUUUGAAAAAAUUUUUCAUCGUAUAACAUGUCACACUUUAUUUUUUUCAAUUUGAAAAAAUUUUUCAUCGUAUAAAAUGUCACACCUUAUUCUUUUCAAUUUGAAAAAAUUUUUCAUCGUAUAAGAUGUCACACCUUAUUUUUUUCAAUUUGAUAAAAUUUUUCAUCGUAUAAGAUGUCACACCUCAUUUUUUCAAUUUUCAAAAUGAGGGGGAAUGUUCAAAAAGGGGAGUGUUCAUUCAAAGGGGAAAGUUCAAAAAGGGGGAGAGUUGAAAAAGGGGGAGAGUUCAGAAGAGGUAGAGUUCUGCCGCAACGUUUUUUUCCGAAAAAUCUCGGUCAUUUAUUCCGAGAUUAUUCUGGAAAUUUCAGACAUGCCUUACAAGCCAAUAUUCUAAAUUUAUGCCAAGUUUUAUCAAAAUCUGAGCGCCGCACUUGGAGCACGUCCUCUCUAAAGUCAAUCGCAAUUUUCAGAUCAGCGAUGACAAUUCCUUCCUCCUUGCGGCGUGUGGAAGCCGAAUGCACAUGUGGGAUGUGAAUUCCAUCGAAAACGAGCCCAUGGUGAACUCGGCGGCUUCACUAAUCUGUAUGAAACUGGCGCCGGACGAGCGCACCGCCGCCUGCGGCACGGAAGACGGCGUGUUGGCGGUCUGGGAUCUGGACGGAUGCAGAUGUCUGUGGACGGUAAGGAGGUGUACAGAAAAGUUGCAAAAGGUCACUUUGCUAUCAGUAAUUUCAUAAGGUGCAUGGGGUUUUUGCCGCAGUGUGUACCAUGCACCAGAGAUUAAUUUGCGGGCUAUUUUUUGUGCGUUGCAGGUGAAGAGGUGAAGAACCAGGAAGGCCCCUGGAGCUAGGAUUUUUAAAUUUUACAAAACGUUUUUUUUUUAUCGUAAAACAUGUCACCGUUCAUUUUGAAACUUUUUUUGUCUCUUUUUCUUGGGGAUCUCGUCGUUAUGGCGGCUUUUUCAACAAGGGAAAUUACAGUGGGGGACCUGAUCCAGUGACAAAAAAAGUAUAAUUUUGCAUCCGGGAAGUAUCAAAAACAUGGCAAAAUGCUUCCCUCUCCAAGCAAGUUUUUUCGCUCGGAGAGGGAAGCAUUUUGCCACAUGUUUGAUGCUUCCCGGAGCAAAAUGGUACGUUUUCUGCCACUGAGGUCCGUCACUCUACUUACUGCUCUCUGCGGCCGAGAGAGUACGCGAAAUGCGGAGAGCUGUCCGAGAGAGAAGCAUUUUUGGCCGUAUUUUUGCCAGUUUCGCGCGGAAAUAAUAGAUUUUUUUGUUGACAUUAUUACCCUCUGCAGCAGAAAUAAGCAUGAAACUUUUUGUGACAAAAUUCGCGAAUAAUUUGCCAUUUUUUCCCCAAUUUUGGAACUAGAAAUCUCGGUCGGAAAACCCCUCUCUGCGGUCGAUAGUUUUAACUCUUCCAUUCCAGACUUCCCAACAAAAGUCGGGCGCUGUGACCGCCGUCGAGUUCACCGUCGACUCGAUGUUCAUCGUCUCCGGCAGUGCGCAGGGCUCGAUCACAAUGUGGGAGACGUCGAGCGGGCAGCUCACCAAACAGUUCGACCUGCACAACGACGCCAUUGUGGAGAUUGUGUGCUUCACGGACGGGAACAACGUGCUGACCGUCGACCGCAACGACGCCGCUUUUAUUUGGUCGAUUUCGUCGUCGGAGGAUCCGAGUCAAAUCGAGAUUCUGUCGUCGUUUACGGCGCUCAGAGCACCGGUUUAUGUGAGGCUGGAAGAUAGUAUUGUGAUAUCGUAUAACACGCAAAACCUGAAAGAGUAAGUGGUUUCGCUGAGAUUUCAUUUUCGAAAAAUUUUAAAAAGUAUGGUAAGGGGGGACCAAGGAAGAAUUUUUUAGGCUUAUAAGGGAAAUAUCCCAUAUGCGACGCAAAGAUUUUGAUGAAACUUUGUGUAAAUUUAGAACUGUAUUUUCUAAAGAGUAUAUUAUAGUCCUAGUUCGCGCUUUGCAGAAACGACCGAGAUUUUUGGUCGAAAUUUGGUAAAAAUGACAAACUUUUUUGCAAAUUUUGUCAUAAAAUUUUUUAUGCCUAUUUCUACUGUAGAGAGUAAUGUCUCCACAAAAAAUUAAUUUUCUCCACACGAAACUGGCAAAGAUACGGCCAAAAAGUGGAUUUUUUCACGGACUGCUCUCCGCAUUUCGCGUACUCCCUCGGCCGCAGAGUUUUUUUCCCUUGGACAAUUCGAAAGAGGAAAAUUUUUCUAUGAAAAAAUCACAUUGUCCUCUCGAAAUUGACAGAGAAGUGGUCAAAAAUGAUUAUUUCUCUGAAAGCUCUCCGCAUUUCUCGUCCUCUCUCGGCGGCAAGGACCAUUGAAUCCCUCGGCUGCCCUUGAAAAGUUCGAAUUAAAAUUAGCGGAAAUUGAAUGUAGUCUAUGUGCAAGUGCGGCCAAAAAUUAAAUAAAUUCACAGUGAACAAUUAACUUGUAAACUUGCCUUGGCCCCCUCUUACCACAUUCUCCAAAUUAUUCCAAUUUCGUCAAGUUCUUUUGCCCUGCAUUGCAACUUUUUUCUUUCCAAAAAGGAUGCUUUUUCCACAUGUUUCUUGUCUUGCAGACUGAACGUUUGGAGCCAAUACGACGCCGUGUUGACCCUCAAAACCAAAGCCCAUCAUACCGAAGACAUAACUUGCUACCACGCGAAUCGGACGGGCACAACUUUUGUCACCGGCUCCGCCGACCAAUCGCUGAAAGUGUGGCGACUGGAGACCGGGUUUCUGACCCAAGUCCUGGUCGGGCACGAAGGCGUUGUGCUGUGCUGCUAUUGCAGCCACGACGGGAAAACGGUGGCGUCCGGCGGCAAGGAUAAACUGGGCUUUGUGUGGGACGCGCAGACCGGCCAGUCGCGGCUGCAGUAUACCGCGAAGGGGGCCAUAACCUGCAUCCAGCUCACGCACGACGCGAGCAUCGUCAUCUCGGGCGACGAGGCGGGCUGGAUCGAGGCCUACUACGUGCGCACCCAGCAACGGCUCUCCAGCUUCAACGCGCAUCGCGCCGUGGAAGGGCUGGUCGUGUCCAUGGAGGCGCAUCGCAUUCUGGCCAAGCUCGCGAACACGGCGCAAAUGCCGAUCCUCUGCUUGCACAACACUCCCGCCGGACAAUACAGUCGAAGUGAGCGGCAUCGAUUGCACACUUUGUUGAGUACUAACAGCUUGACAAGUAGGUAAAUGAAUCACCAUUGUUUUUGUCCGCCUUUUUGCACCCUUUGGGACUGUGUACUAACCGAGGUGAUUUGGGCUUUAAUUGUGCCGCUAAUCUUUUCGUUUUCUUCCUAGACCUUUGUGUAUUGGAUGUACGUUAACGUUGUGGAGUACAGGGUAGGUCGGCCAGACCUGGAGGACUUCUUUUGCGGACAACCUGGGAAGUAAUGGAUCAAAAUUUACAAAAAAUAGAUUUUUCAAACCCUCAGGGCCUCGUUUUUUGUUCUCUAAGUUUCUAUAAAGGAAAUGCCCUCGGGCGAUCCGUGGUUGUCAAUUUUAUAAAAUUUUCGAACAUCAGAUGCUUUUCAUCUCGAAAGCGUCCGAUUUACUUGAUUAGGGCCACUAAAAUCUUGAAUAGUCAUGUCUACAGAUUGCCGGAAGGUCUCCUACAAAUAAAGAGUAAUACGCCGCAACACCGUGGCCUCGCAAGCCCCAGAAAUAAAAAUUUCGUAAAUGCUGGACCAUUAUUUUCCCAGUAAUCGGCAAAAGAAGUCUUCCAUGUCCAACCGACCCGCGUUAUUCAAUGAAACGCUGAUAUAUCCUGGCCUUCACAGAGAACAUCCAUUUUAUUCGUUUAACCUUGUGUCGCUGAGCAUUAGCUUCCUCUUUCCACCCUUUUCCAACCGCUAACCCACAGUCUUUAGACGGUAACGACGAAACAAUGUCGCUCUCCAACCUUCAACGCCCUCGACCCUCCAUCGCCGACUCGGAACGACCGGCCACGACGGUCGUGAAUGUCAUGGAGAUCCGGCACGACACGGUUGUCUCGAAUGGCUCCAAUCCGAGCAAAGGUUCGGACAAGACCGGGAGGAAGUCGAACGUGAGCGAGAAAAGUCAGCCAUCAACCGUGUCGGCGUCGGGUGAUACGAGAACCUCGAACAAUACGACGGUCGCCAAAAAGUCGAGGACUUGUGCUAUUGUGUAG
This is a messenger RNA of Bursaphelenchus xylophilus (pine wood nematode), 15126 nucleotides long. The record is from the annotation of a GenBank genome assembly. NCBI's taxonomy places the organism in Eukaryota, Metazoa, Nematoda, Chromadorea, Rhabditida, Aphelenchoididae.